AUGUGGGAAGGAACGCAGCCGCUGCUGAACAGCAUUAAAGAAGAGCGGAAGUGUCCUGACGAAUUGCUGCAGCAGCAAGUGGUAACGAUGACAGAAGAGCUGAAGCAGCAGCUGCAGCAGGAGCGGGAGCUGCUGCAGCAGGGGAGGCGCGAGCUGCAGCAGGAAAUAGAGCAGCAGCAGCGAGAGCAGCUGCAGCAGCAGCAAGACCGGCUGCGGCAGCAACAAACCUAG
This is a messenger RNA of Eimeria tenella, 231 nucleotides long. RefSeq lists its product as uncharacterized. The transcript has a single exon. The record is from RefSeq and is a predicted model, not a curated record. NCBI's taxonomy places the organism in Eukaryota, Apicomplexa, Conoidasida, Eucoccidiorida, Eimeriidae. Bases 1 to 231 code for a protein of 76 amino acids.